UAAAAAUGACUACACAGACUGCUUGAUUGGGGAAAUACUUAAAAUGUCGUUGUUAAUGGACAAUAGUCUUGCAAAUUGUCGUAUGAUGCAGCAAUGAGCUUAAUCUGUGUAUUUAGUUCGCUUCGAAUAGAUGUAAACAAACGGCACCCUUCGUGAACCCCGUAUCGCCGUGCUCAACUUGUUUUGUUGUUGUUGCAUUUGGCAAUCAUAAAUUACAAGCCCUUGGAAGAGCACAAUUUUAAAUAAAAAGUACUCAAUGCUCUUGCCUCAUUAAUCACGUGUCAAAAGCUCAAUUAUGUUGCUGCGGUUGUCCCUAUUGUUUGCACGGUCUCUGCACAAUGGUCGCUUGCGAUUGAUGUUCCUGACCCUCAUCGUCAUGCUCAUUUGUGGAUUAACCAUUACAUAUUAUCAGCGCACGGAUCUGAAAAUGUGUUUCAUGGAGCUAGACGCGCAACCUCAUAGUGAGAAUGAAGGUGAGGCGGAGAGCCUGGGAGAUAUUCUGCUUACAGAGCCAAUGCCGACACCUGGUAAAAGCAUAUUUUUCCAUGAGACCAGUUGCCAUCAGCUGGAGCUUGAGAAGGGCAAGUGGCAGAUGGGAAAAUUAAAGUUGACGCCGAGACAGGCGUGCGCAAUUGAGUCAGCUGCCCUGCACAAUCCCAAUUUCCAAGUGUUUGUUCUCUUUGCGAGCCCAACAUACUUGGUGUGGAAAAAUCACAGCGUAAUGCCUCUAAUAGACGCUAUUCUUAGCUAUAAAAAUGUAAAUAUACGCCGAGUGAAUCUCUGGAGCUAUGCGGCAGGCACGCCCAUCGAUGAGUGGGUCAAAGAUGGCCAACUGUUUCGCUCAAGUUAUGUGAUCUCGCACAUAUCCGAUUUUCUGCGCUACUUAACGCUUUAUCGCUUCGGGGGUCUCUAUCUGGACAUGGAUGUUGUAGUGCUGCGCAGCAUGGAAGAUGUUCCACCGAACUACACGGGCGCUGAGUCAACCACUAGCUUGGCUGCUGGCGUUAUGAAUCUCGCACCUGAUGGCUUUGGUCAUGAAAUUGCAGAUCUUUGUUUACGCAAUUUUCAAAAGCAUUUCGAUGGCAGCGAUUGGGGAAACAAUGGUCCAGGUGUUAUCACUCGUGUGGCCGAGAAAAUUUGUGGCACCAAGGUCAUAUCUUUAAUGGUCGAGGAUCAUAAGCGUUGCCUUGGCUUCAAGGUGUUCGAGCGAAAUGCGUUCUAUGCUGUGCCCUGGAGGGAGUGGCGUGUUUUCUUUGAACCAACAUACUUGGAUCAAACAAUGGCACGCACCAAGGACUCAUAUGUGGCGCAUGUGUGGAAUAAACACUCCAAAGACCUCCUCAUUAAGGUGGGCUCAAAAGCAGCCUAUGCCAAAUAUGCGGAACAAAAUUGUCCCAAAGUUUUUGCGGCAACUGGUGAGUACUUCUAGACUCUAAAAAAGCGUCGAAAACGACCUUCGGAUGAAUCUCUCCUUAUCUCGCAGUUCUGCAAAUCUUUUCAUCUACAAACAUAUUGAUUUAUAUUUAUAUUUAUAUAUAUUUUGUAAAUUUUUAAUUUAAACCAAAGAUAUCAUUUUAGUAUUAAAAACAAUAUUGUGCCGCCUGCUAUUAAAUUUCACCUUUUGUGCCCUCGCAAGCAAAGUCCACGAACAAUUGUCAUUAGUCAUUGCUUUAAAGAAGGUCCGUUCAUUCGUUCUUAAAUACUUCGUGCAGUUUUUAUUUGUUGUGUACUUUAUUAUUAGGAGAGGUAAAAAUUUGCUUUUUUAGUUUUUUAUUUAACUGCGUAAUACUCAACAAGAAAUUUUUAAACUUUUUUUUUAUUAUUUAUACUAAAGAGUCCACUUUCGAUUUCUUAUGAAAUUUUAUACGUAAAAAUGACUUACGUGAGUGCCUUUUUCUUAUAUCUUGGCCAUGUACCAAAUUGUCUGUAAUCCACCGUAGAACUGGACUUUGCUAAAUUGGAUUUUAAGGCACAUUUGUUACAAUUGGUUGAAUGAAUGAACACAUUCAAAUAAGCCAAAAGAGUACAGUUCUUCUACUUUUUAAUAACAAUUUAAAAUAUUCGGCUUGGCUAUCUGUAGGCACAUUCUCUUUUGGUAGCUUGUACUUUAGUCUAGUAUUGCAUUCCAAAUUGUAAAUGUAAAAGGCUUUGAUAAAAAAAAAAAAAAAGUAUACGCACAAUUAUUUGCGCAGAUUUAGUACGUAAGUAUUUUUAAGAAACUCACAUGACAGUUGAAACUGUCGGUACAAAAUCGAACUUUAAAUCACGAAUCCCGGGCUCAAAUGGCCAGAAAAGCGAUGAAAAUAAUUAUAGAUCCCACUGUAUCGGUUAUAUAAUAAACACAAAUAAUGUAGAAUUAUAUGUAAUUUUUGUUGCCUAUACGAUAUGUAAUGUUUUACUACAUCCUUAGACUAGGUUGUUUUUCUAGCGAUGUAAAUCUUU
Messenger RNA from Scaptodrosophila lebanonensis, 2442 nucleotides. Its product is annotated as lactosylceramide 4-alpha-galactosyltransferase. Lineage: Eukaryota; Metazoa; Arthropoda; Insecta; Diptera; Drosophilidae. The coding region runs from base 296 to 1429 and encodes 377 amino acids. The transcript is spliced from 3 exons. Gene Ontology annotation, molecular function: alpha-1,4-N-acetylgalactosaminyltransferase activity. Gene Ontology annotation, biological process: glycosphingolipid biosynthetic process. The record is from RefSeq and is a predicted model, not a curated record.